GUGUUAAUCCCGAGCCGGGCGGAGCCGUGUCGGUCCCGAUCCGGGCGGAGCCUCCGACCUCGUUCCGGGGGGAGCCUCCGCCCCUCCAUGGCUGCCAUGGCCGCCCCGCCGCCCGCCGAGCCCCCGGUGCCCCCCGGCCGGCGCUGCCCGUCGCUGCUCGCCGUAGAGCCGCUGCUGUUCCUGGCCACCGUGUCGCUGGGGCUGCAGGGCCCGCUGGCCACCCAGUACCUGUGGGACCGACUGGGUGCCGAGCACGGCUACAGCGACUUCAACAGCACCGACUCCGCCGGCUGCGGGAACGGCAACGCUACCGCCGACCCCCUGCGGCAGGAGGUGGAAGCCCUGGUGUCCCACUGGAACCUCUAUAUCAACCUGGGAGGUUUCUUCGUCAGCCUCUUCUCCGUGACUCUCUUCGGCCCAUGGAGCGACAGCGUGGGCCGGCGCCCGGCGCUGAUCCUGCCGGCCGCGGGCAUGGCCCUGCAGACGGCCAUCUACCUGCUGGUCAUGUACCUGGAGCUGCACGUCGCCUUCUUCCUCCUGGGACGCAUUUUGAGCGGCCUCACAGGUGACUACAACCUGAUCCUGGCCAGCUGCUUCUCCUACGUGGCCGACACCAGCGAGCGGCGUGCGCGGACCUUCCGGGUGGCCAUCCUCGAGGCGUGCUUGGGCACUGCAGGCAUGGUGGCCAGCAUUGGCGGUGGCCAGUGGCGCAAGACCCAGGGCUACAUCAACCCCUUCUGGCUGGCCUUUGCUGCCAGCCUUGCUGCCACUCUCUAUGCGGCUUUCUUCCUCCAGGAGUCGGUGAAGCAGAAGAAAGCGGCCAAGCUGUUCACGCUCAGCCACUACAAGGCUGUGUACAGGCUGUACACGGCGCCGGAACACCCGAGCUCCAGGUGGAAGCUGGCUCUGUACUCCCUGGCUUUCUUUCUGAUUGUCACGGUGCAUUUUGGAGCCAAGGACCUCUAUGUUUUGUAUGAGCUUGGCUUCCCUCUCUGCUGGGCUUCCGACCUCAUCGGGUACGGCUCCGCCGCCAGCUACCUGGCUUACCUGAGCAGCCUGGUGGGGCUGAGGCUGCUGCAGCUCUGCCUUGAGGACACCUGGGUGGCAGAGAUAGGAUUGCUCUCCAACAUUGCUGGGCUGGUGGUGAUUUCCCUUGCUACCACAACACCACUGAUGUUUACAGGUUAUGGGAUUCUCUUCCUUUCCAUGGCAGCCACUCCAGUCAUCAGAUCCAAGCUCUCCAAGCUGGUCAGUGAGACGGAACAGGGUGCUCUCUUUGCUUCUGUUGCCUGCGUGGAAGGGCUGUGUUCACUCGUGGCUACAGGAGUGUUCAACUCUCUCUACCCUGCCACCUUGCACUUCAUGAGGGGAUUCCCAUUUCUUUUUGGGGCUAUAAUCCUUCUUAUUCCAGCAGCUAUCCUUGGGUGGAUACAACUCUGGGAUUCGAAACACGACUACAACCACUUCCAAGACGCUAGGAAAGACUGAAUUUAACAACAAGGAAUUCGCCAGCACGGCAGCGUCCACCUGAAGAUUGCACUUUGUUCUUCCCUCAAAGCACAGAUCAGUGUGGGAGGGACACCCUGCUUGUCCUUACUAACUUCUGAAUGCCAAAUAGUUGGAAAUCACAGGAGGAACUUGAUUUGGAGCUGUGAAUGCCUCCUCAACAUUGUGUUGGCUCAUCUGUCAGAGAAAACCCAAGAGGUCCAAAAGCCAAUCAAGCUGUUCUGAGGACCUUUUGCAAAGCUGGUUUGGGGUUUGGUGGGGCCAGAAGGCUCUGCCAUGCUUUUAGUGGGGAGAGAGGACUGAGUUCUGGUUUGAUUGCCAAGCAUUUUCACCUCUGAGUACUACAGUGUGCAGCAGAGGAGCUGUUGGUGUGGUUGAGGCACAGACUGAAUCAGAGGCACCCAGCAGUGUCCUGCUGGGGGUGGGGGGAAGAUCUGUGCUCUAGAUCAUCAUGUUACCAGUAAAAACCCAACAAAUGUGACAUGCCAGACCACAAAAAUCCUUAUGGAGAGGGGCAGUUUAGCACAGGAGUGCUAUUGCUGUCCUUGCUGACUGAACCAGCUUUAGUUUUGCAAGUCAGAGGUGUCCUAAAGAGAGGAUCUAAUUGAUGAAGUGUUGGAAGGAAUGCCAGGGGCAUGUCCUGCCUGUCUGCAGCUCAGCCCAGGAUCUCAGAGGUGUUUUCGAGAAGUAACAUCAUCUGAGAAUACUGGAGUGCCAGUAGAAUAAAUCCUGGGUUAGGAGGGACCCCCGAGGAUCCUUGAAGCAACUCCUGCAGGUGCCUUAAUUGACAGUUGCCAAACCUGAUGAACUUAAGGCUAAAAUUGUUGGAAUUUUUUCCCCUUACACUGCAAAACAGUUUGAUGGGUGUGCCCCAGUCAUGUGCAAUUGCUGCUGUGCUUAUCCAGAGCCCUUCCUCAGCAAGCUGGUGUGGGGACAGGACUUGUGUCUUUAGGAUUAGUUUCUUUUCACUGUACAUAGCAUAAUUUUGUGUUAAUGACCUUUGCUGCCUGGUUUGGGAUCUGUUAAUGCCAGCAAGCAAACCCCACGUCCAUGGUGCUUAUAGUUGUUCUUUCUGAAGCAUUACCUGUGUUGCUGCUGUCCCUUUUUUCUUCAACGUGCCAUAAACCAGCAGUUCUGUGUGCACUGCACUGCACACGCUGUUCUGGUAUGUGCAGUAAUGACUUUACUCUUACUUUCAGAAUGAAUAAAACCUUCAUGCUCUUUUAUGGUUCAUAAAA
Messenger RNA from Corvus hawaiiensis (hawaiian crow), 2744 nucleotides. It is a transcript of the gene SLC46A1, whose product is annotated as solute carrier family 46 member 1. NCBI's taxonomy places the organism in Eukaryota, Metazoa, Chordata, Aves, Passeriformes, Corvidae. The record is from RefSeq and is a predicted model, not a curated record. Gene Ontology annotation, biological process: transmembrane transport. The coding region runs from base 88 to 1488 and encodes 466 amino acids. Gene Ontology annotation, molecular function: transmembrane transporter activity. The transcript is spliced from 5 exons. Gene Ontology annotation, cellular component: plasma membrane.